Molecule: messenger RNA, 1296 nt
Organism: Funneliformis mosseae
Lineage: Eukaryota; Fungi; Glomeromycota; Glomeromycetes; Glomerales; Glomeraceae
Source: the annotation of a GenBank genome assembly
AUGAGUGAAUUUAAUACUUCUAGUCCUCGUGUACGUAAACGAAAAGGAAGCAGCAAAUCAAUUACAAGGAGCAACAAAAGAAGAGCUUCCACAAUUGAAGUGAACGUAAAACAAGAACCCAUCGCUGCUUCACCUAUAUUAUCACCGAAAGAACUUCCUAAAUCAAUCGUCACUGAAAUUCCCUCACCUCAAGUUACAUUACCCAAUGAUCAACUUCGUCAACCAACGAGACCAAACUUGGAAACGCAAUUUAAUCAUUCAUUUCCAAAAAAUUUUACAAUGAUUCCAAACGAAAUAUUCGCUCAAAUAUGUGCUCAUUUGCCUCCAAGUGAUUUAUUAUCAAUGACAUUGGUGUGUAGAAAAUUAAAUGAAUUACUCUGCAGCCUUCAUUCUCAAGAAACCCAGGCGAUUUGGAAAACUUCUAGGACGAGAUUCUUGAGAUUUCUUCAAUUGAAUCCCCCACCAGAAUUGGAUGAAAAGAGUUAUUUCGUUCUGAGGCAAUUGGAAAACGGUUGUCAAUUUUGCCAUGGUCAUGGAAUUGGUCUCAUUAGGGUUUAUUGGGAAUUUCGCGUACGUUGCUGCGAAUCAUGUCUUGACAAAAACACGAUGAGACGUGACACGCUUUAUAUUGAUUUACGUGUCCCAGACGAAGUUCUUCGAACCCUUCCACGAAUCUUUCGUGGCGCGUCUCAUGUAUAUUGGAUGAGGGAUGUUGAUCGGGCGAUGAUAGAAUAUAAUAAUCUUAGGAAGGAAGAGAUACAAUUUUGGGUUGAACAUAAAGAAAAUAUCGCGCAUAGGAUCAUGCAGCAGGCGGAGACUUAUGAGCAGGAAGAAAACGAUGAAAGACUAUCGAAGCUUGAAGGACGUUUCGUUGCGCAAUCGCCAAAUAAUUUGCCACAACAAGUUCCAAUACCACAACGGCAAAUAUUUAUAAGACAACCACAACUGGUAACCAAUCCCAUGAAUAAUUUUUAUGUCAUCAAUUCCUCAUCCAAUUACACAACCGAUAAACCAAUUUACACAUCACCACAGAUAAGUUUCACACAACCUCAUCAAUUCUGCCGAUCAAAAGUAAUCCUCCCGUCGCAAUAUGUGAAAUCACAACUCUUAUAUUCACAUUAUCCUCAUCAUCCUCAACCGCGACAACAAAUUUUUCCACAACACCAAAUGAUCCCAGCUCACGUGGUGGCAGGUAUUCCCCAACCAAUAUUAGCUCCCCAACCACCCCCUCAAUUUCCCCAUUUGCUAACUCCUCAAAUGAUGUCCUCUCAUUACGAAAAGUUUGGACAAUUUUAA